Trichoderma aggressivum f. europaeum is the source of this 1527-nucleotide messenger RNA. RefSeq lists its product as uncharacterized. The record is from RefSeq and is a predicted model, not a curated record. Bases 1 to 1527 code for a protein of 508 amino acids. The transcript is spliced from 6 exons. Gene Ontology annotation, biological process: mycotoxin biosynthetic process. Lineage: Eukaryota; Fungi; Ascomycota; Sordariomycetes; Hypocreales; Hypocreaceae.
AUGUUUUCAUCAAAGAGCAUUUAUGCUGGCCUCUCGUUUACCUUCCUGGCACUCUCGUUGGUGCUCCUCCUUGCGGGCCAACGUUUUGAGCCAAGCGACCUGGAAUGUGCCAAGAGCGUGUCUUCAUGGUCUCCUGCAUGGGACGCAGUUGAGUAUACCUGGCAAACGUUUCAGAAUGGCUUUUCUCAAAAGUCAAUCUAUGUUGGGGUUCCAACCGUAGAGCUUGAAGAAGUGUGGAACGCUUCAUUGCAGCAUUAUCCCAUUGUUAUCCCAACAAAGAAAUUGUCAGGUUUAGAUGAUGCAGAGACUCAAUUAGUGCAGCCAGAGAGCGGCAAUGGCGCUUUGGCCUAUCUUGAGGUCUUUAGAAAUCUGGGAUGCUUAAACCUUUUGCGGCAACACACAUACAGGGAAGAGUACGACUACUCUUACUUGGAUGCAUUCCAAGGUACGGAGGAGCAAAUAAUGGCUCGAGUUGACGGUUGUGUGCAGAGGCUUCGGGAGGUGCUCAUGUGUUUGGGCGACACAACGCCAUAUUUAAUCAUGUUGACCCCAGAAAAGGCCCAGAAGGAGUCGCCGGAUUUUAACACGUUGCAUAAUUGCCGCAAUUUUGAUAAGAUUCUAGAAUGGACGAAGGAGAGAGAGAGUACCACGCUGCAUAAGGUGCCAAAUCUGUAUAGUGUCAGCCUCCAGUCCUCUUUUCCUCUCCUUCAUACCUCUGCUAUAUUACCAACUACGGACCUUAUCAACGACACAUUGCAUAUCAACAAGAUGAAGCUAGGAGAGGGCAGUAAAUUUUGUACCUCGGCUUUCCUGCCAUUUGUCGGCGGCGGACUUCUAGGAUCCAUCAUCACCCAGGCUGUAAUCCCACGAGCAAAUUGGCACUCGUGUCAGCAACUCGGUCUCGAUGCAGCAACACGGCCUCCCACUUUAUCGACACCUCCACAGGCACCCCUAGACAUUUUCUGGGAUAAUACAGAUCUCUCAACCCACCACAUGGUACGCACUAAUGGCACGUUCAAUCAAUCGUCUCCUUUCCGGGGCCCACCCACAAAAGAAGUUGAUGAUGCGUGGGGAAAAUAUUGGCAAACUUGGACUUUCAGCGUGGAUGAAGAGCAAUUCAAGGCCUCGAUGCCACAGUUUACAGAAGAAGCAGUUCGUCUUGACGACGGGCGCUAUCUAGCGACAUUUGAAUACACCCACCAGCUACACUGCCUGUACAAUCUCUUCAGAGCGUCAUACAUGGACUCAUAUCCGGAUGAGAAAGCCAGUUACGACGAGAAUCCCCAAGAGUGGCACGGACGAGUAGACCACUGCAUAGAGAUUUUGAGACAAAAACUGGAGUGCGACCGCGAUACGGGACUCGUUUUGUAUGAUUGGGUCAAGGGGAGGAAAGCCCCUACGGCGAACUUCAACGUCGCGCGUAUGUGUUAUGACUGGGAGCCUGUAGAGAAAUGGGCACAGAGCCAUGCGGUUGAUGAUUUCCCGGAGAAGCCAAAGAACGUUGUGCAACUCUCUAGAAUUCCAUAA